Molecule: messenger RNA, 1110 nt
Organism: Mollisia scopiformis
Lineage: Eukaryota; Fungi; Ascomycota; Leotiomycetes; Helotiales; Mollisiaceae
Exons: 1
Coding region: 1-1110 (369 amino acids)
Source: RefSeq, a predicted model, not a curated record
AUGGCUCCCUGGCCUUCACUCCCCAAGGGGGACCGUCAAUUCCCUGCUCCGGUCUUCGACGACGAGCUCCUGCGUCAACCCCACGAACCUAAUAUCCCAAUCCACCAACGCACCACACCCCCAAACCCACAAAAAGACAGUCCCCUCUUCAACGGCCUCAUCCCACCCGAAAUCCGCAACGAGAUCUUCUCCUAUGCCCUAACGGAAACCACCUCGACCGACCCCUCGGCCCUCUACCCCGAACAUAUCUCCCGACCAGACUACACCGCCAGCACCAGCAUCUGCACCGCCCUCCUCCAAACAUGCCGUCUCAUCUACCUAGAAACUUACCGUCUCCCGGCCCUUAACAGAGAACACGUCUUCUGGCAUGAACGCGGACCACCCUCACCAGCUGACUCGUACAUCGACGUCGAGGAAGGGUAUUUCAGCCGCAUGCCGUCCUGGCAGCUUGACCUCGUCACGGAAAUCCAUCUCUUCACGCAGAUGUAUUGGCUCGAGCAAUCGUUUGAGGACUUUUGCCGUCGGUCCUUCAAUGCGAAGGUGGAGAAGUUGAAGAUUACGAUUCGGAGAGGCGAUUGGUGGUGGAAUGAAUCGAAUGAGCCUUUGUUUAUCCAUCCUAAAAUUGACAGUCCUGGGUUUGAUGAGAUGGUGGAUAGUAUCAGGUAUGACCGCGCCGCUGCUCGGGCCGGGAAACCGCUUCAAUCGUUCGAAGACGGAAGCUGGGGAUCAGCAUUCAAGCUCCUUCCUUCGUUAAAAGAACUUGAGAUCGAGUUCGAAACGAGCGAUGAUAAGAGUGAGGAGUUAGAAAAUAUCGUAGACUGGGCGAAGACGUGGAAAUUCCCAAUGAAAGAAGGCACGGUGCUGAGCACCGAGGGAUGCGAAGAGGAGAACUGGAGUUGGGAGAGCACGGUUAGUUAUUGGAGUGAGAAUUGUCCGUAUUGUGGAGUUUCGAGUCGGGCGACUUGUGAUUUCACGCAGGUUCCGGGGGGAGAGGCAAAUCCUGGUUGUGUGGAGAUGAGGGCGAGGAUGGCGAGGGGAGAGGGACCGACGUUGCAUGUUAGGAGUUUGGGGUGGAAGGUUGUCGAGGACGUGAAGGUCGAGGACCUUUGA